Mytilus californianus (California mussel) is the source of this 2249-nucleotide messenger RNA. RefSeq names its product peroxidase-like protein. Gene Ontology annotation, biological process: response to oxidative stress. The record is from RefSeq and is a predicted model, not a curated record. Bases 4 to 2127 code for a protein of 707 amino acids. Gene Ontology annotation, molecular function: peroxidase activity; heme binding. NCBI's taxonomy places the organism in Eukaryota, Metazoa, Mollusca, Bivalvia, Mytilida, Mytilidae. The transcript is spliced from 13 exons.
CUUAUGUUAUGUAUUGUUUUAUACUGUUACUUCUAUUUGGGACAUGUAACCGCAUCACGAGAGAAACGUCAAAUAUCGCAAGCAGUCAUCGGAGCAUACUUAAAACAGGCACUAGCGGAGGCUAAUCAAGAACUUGCGCAUAUGAAGGCUAUUGAUAAAAUGAUGGUAGAUCAGGGUGUCGAUGCACCAGCAGGAAGUAGAUCUUACUCUUGGCAUCUUGGUCGUUUCUUGUAUACUAAAGAUGCAAAGAAAGUAAGGAUAUUGUCAGAUAAAGCCUGGGUUACAGUCAGGACAACAAAAAAACUAGUCGAAAGGACUGGCUGGACGUUAGCAGAAGUGCAGAUCAACCCAUACAUUGUCAAUGAAUGGAGAUUACAAGUUGCUGCAUCAUGCCCUUUCAUGGAGCCAAAGUGUAACAUAUACACCAGAUACAGAACUGCAGAUGGUGCAUGCAAUAACUUAAUGGAUCCAAGUCUCGGAGCUGCGUUAACUCGCCAGAGAAGAAUGAUGGAUAACGCAUACGAAGAUGGUAUUGAUUCUCCAAGGAUACACUCGGUUCUUGGUGGCUACCUGCCUAGUCCUAGAGUUAUAAGUAAUGUCAUGCACAAAAGUGACUGUUGUCCCCAGUUCAGUGACCGCCUAGCCGUAGCAGUUAUGCAGUUCGGACAGUUUAUAGAACAUGACGUCAUAUCUACCCCAAUGAUUACAGGAUAUGAAGGAGCUGAUAUUCAGUGUUGUGAUACACCACCACACAUUACUGCCCAAAGGGCAGCCUGUCUUCCCAUUGCUAUCCCACCCAAUGAUGAACGAUUCAAGAUCAAGUGUAUGAAUUUUGUCAGAGCGACACCCGGACUAAAGAAGAACUGUGACAUGGGAAUAAGGUCACCAUUGAAUCAAGCUUCAGCAUAUUUAGAUUCAUCACAGAUCUACGGUACAGACACAGAAGAACAACACAGAUUACGUUCAGGAUUUGGAGGUUUGAUGAACAUUACCGUAUUGGGACUUUUGCCAGCAACAAGUAAUGACCACUGUAUAAAAGAAAUGAACGGAGACUACUGUAUGGAUUCGGGUGACUUUAGAGUAAACCAUGUACCAGGCUUGACAGUUAUGCACACCAUAUUUGUACGUGAACACAACAGACUUGCCACGACACUUUCACUACUAAACGUCCACUGGGAUGACGAAACCAUAUUCCAAGAAACUAGGAAGAUUAUUAACGCCGUACAGCAACAUUUAGUUUAUAAUGAGCUUUUGCCAACAAUUUUGAAUCACGAAUACAUGACAAGAUAUGGACUAUAUUCUAAAGCUCAGGGUUGUGAAGAUGUUUAUGAUAUGAAUGUUCAAACAGAUAUUAUGAUGGGUUUCUCUGGUGCCGCAAUGAGAUUCCCGCAUACCAGGAUUCCAAAUGUUCAGGCAAUGGUCGACAAACAGUUUGCAAGACGAAUGGACGCACCAAUUUCUGAUACUUUUGACAAACCAAAGUUUAUCUUACAAAACAUGGGACAAGCCUUGAAUGAUUUUGCUAGAUGGCUAACAACGUUUCCACAAAUGAAGGACGAUCGGUUUGUUGAAUCUGGUGUAAGAGAUUUCUUGUUCAUGGACGAGAGUGGAAGAAGUUUUGACUUGAUAUCGUUAAAUAUCCAGCGUGCACGAGAACAAGGAAUUCCUCCAUACAACGAAUGGCGAAAGUUAUGUGGGUUGCCACCUGCUAAUUACUUCUACGCUGGCCAGGGUGGCUUGGUAGAUCACAAACCUGAUGUUGUUCAUUUAUUGUCAACUGUUUAUAGACAUUGCGAUGACAUAGAUUUAUUUACUGGAGGUUUAACAGAGACGCCACUUCCAGGAAGUCCCAUUGGUCCUGUAUUUUCUUGUAUAAUAGCAACACAAUUUGCAAACCUUAAACAAGGUGACCGUUUUUGGUACGAAAGAGAUGCCCCCAUUACAGGAUUUACUCCAGCUCAAGUUGAUCAAAUAAAGAAAACAAAGCUUUCAUUGGUCUUGUGUAAGAACUUAGACUUCCCGUUCAUCCAAAGUCAAGCUUUGCUUCUACCAAGUCAACAAAACCCUAGAGUGAGAUGUGACUCCAUGCCUGAGAUUGAUUUAGACUUCUGGAAAGUGUCAGCUUAAAAAAAUAAUGAUGUAGAAUACUUAGCAAAAUGUGUCAGAAGGACAGACUAUUAUGUUUUUAACUUUAACCUAUUGUUAAUGAUAUGUAAAUAUUCAUCAUGUAUACUUUCAUUAAAAAUAUA